This is a messenger RNA of Cooperia oncophora, 246 nucleotides long. The record is from the annotation of a GenBank genome assembly. Lineage: Eukaryota; Metazoa; Nematoda; Chromadorea; Rhabditida; Trichostrongylidae.
AUGGCUGUCAAGCUGAACAAAUGUCGUGACACAGACAUGAACUGCGCCACUUGGAUCGCUACGAAUAGGUCGAGCUGCGAUGCUGAGUCGGGCUUGGUCGUGGAGCAUUGCCCACGGAUGUGCCAAACAUGUGGAGAAGUCGUUGAACCAAGUGAGAAGCUUGUCUUGCUUUUGAAUGUGUACGUAACUAUGAAAAUCGCAACCGCUUUUAAGGAUAUGACGUCCGUCGAUUGCCUUCCGAGUUAA